AUGUCUAGCGGUUCCAGAGAACACAAGAUGCUGCCGCACAACGGCUUCUGCGUGUGCCACAUCUGCCACGACCAUGUUGAAAAGGAGGAGAACGAAAUCUCUAGACAUUACAGAACCGACCACCAAGCCACGCACCCGCAAUUCGUCGGUCGUGGCCGAACCCCAUACCACCUGGCUCGCAUCGUGCCUCGGCAGGUGGCAGAGGACCUCGUCGGCGCGCAUCGCGUGCAGUACCUCAACAACAGACAGAGCUACACCACCAUCGACCAAGCACCGAAGACACCCUUCGCGAGCAUCCAAGAGAUGUCGGGGAUGUAUCAAGCCCGCGGCGUGCAAGUACCAGCAUUCGUUGCGACCUUGACUUGGCCGCCCGUUGCCGCCGCUUUCUUCGCCCAGCCUGCUGUCCCUCCCGUCGCAGCCACUCCGCAGAUCCAAGCCCCAACCGCUGACAGCGAGAGCGACGAGGACGGAGAGUACACCGACGAUGAAGAAGAAGAAGAAGAAGAAGAAGAAGAAGAAGAAGAAGAAGAAGAAGAAGAAGAAGAAGAAGAAGAAGAUGACCAAGCCGCCCUCAACAACGCCGACCACGACGACGACGUCACAGACGACAACAACGCCAAUCCCGACCCAACCUCCAUCACCGCCCCCGUCAAUGAAGAAGGCGACACCGACAUCUACACCCCCCUCCCGCCCAUCCUCUCCUCCUCGGGCAAGAUCGACCCGUGCCCGGACCUCGAACGCCCCGUCGGUGAACGGCACUACCUCUGCCACCCGCACUGGACCGCACACCCUCCAGGCCAGAUCUACAUCGGCAACCUCCGCAGCAUGUUCUACCACUACGACAUGUGGCAUCCCGAGGCCCUCCAAGAGGCCUUUGGGAAGAUGUACCACGACCGGUUCUUCUCCGAGGAUCUGGGCUGUUUUCUGUGCGAGGAUUAUCCGACUGGUGACUUCUUUGAAUUGGACGCGCAUUUCAUGGCACGGCAUCCGAAGCAGCGCUUCGAUAUGGCUGUGGAGAUCUUCCGGAGGUGGGCGCGUGAGAAUUAG
Molecule: messenger RNA, 1047 nt
Organism: Cyphellophora europaea CBS 101466
Lineage: Eukaryota; Fungi; Ascomycota; Eurotiomycetes; Chaetothyriales; Cyphellophoraceae
Exons: 1
Coding region: 1-1047 (348 amino acids)
Source: RefSeq, a predicted model, not a curated record